AAAUUAUAUUAUUUUAUCCAAUGCGCGUCGACUGUUUUGGCGGGGCAAUUGCAUUUGUUUUCCGAUUAUCCACCGGGAACGAUGGAGAAGAAGAUGGAGAAGAUGGUGCAGAACAAUGUCCAGCAGCUCGGGAAUCGCAUCCCAAAGGCUAAGCGUGCCCAAACCAUCCUUGACAUGGCGCGGCUACAGCACGAACUGAAGCGGCGUGUGGUUGACGUCGACGAGGAUGCUAUUAACGACUCCACGACGGAUGGCACGCCAGGGGUACGGUCGAUCGAGUGGCAUACACCAGGAACAGCCCCGACAACGUUACCGACACCCACACACAUCCAUGACGUUCGACCUUCGGCCACGCCGAGCAAGAAACGCCGUAUCAUAGACGUCAAUGACAACACCGUCAAACCGCCAUCGAAUGUUGCACCAGCCAAACCUUCACUACCGCAUGGUACGACCGAAAUCAACAGCGUUGCCCCCCCGCCUACAUCCUCCUCCACCAUUGCGACUCAUGCCAUCCAGAUGAUUCCGCGAACUGAAUCGGCGCAACCCGAGCCACAACCCGCCUAUGUCGCACGGAUGGUAAACCUGGACCCGGCGCAACGCUUCAAUGGCCUAAUGCAGCUGCCGCCGCCAACGCCAUCGAUGGAUGCCAUGCAGCUAACGGCCUCGUCGUCUUCCAUGCCACCACCACGAACUCCGCCUCUACCCAAGUUGGCGGCGCCGCGCCCCCCUGUCGCCACACACAUUCCAGACAUUGCUGCUGCGCCUAUCAAGCGAACGUCGCCGCCUCCACCAGCCGCUUCUUCUCCCGCCGCUUCUUCUUCGCUGUCGAAAGACACUUCAAAGUCAGCGAUGGCCAAGCCCAAGGCUCUGUCUGCUCUCUCGACCAGCUUCAAGUCCAUGUGCUUCUCCACGGAAGACCCCGUCACGUCCAUCGAUGCCACGCCCGACGGCCAAUGCGUGAUCGCCGCCUUCUCCAAUGGAUCUGUUCGGCUCUUUGAUGUCAACAGCACAUGCACCGAAGAACGAUUUGGCUAUCUCUUGGGCCAUUUAGACGAAGAACUGAACCAGCAAAUGGCGCCGUCCGUGGUUCGCGUCAAGGUGACGGCGGACGGAUGCUACUGCUUUGUGGGAUGUCGAGGGAACACGCCCAAGACCAUCAUGGCGAUUCAUUUGGAUAAAUUCAGGCAUGAAAAAGACAACGACGACGACGACAAUUUGCAAAAGUACUUUAUGAACGAUUCGAAAAUGCGGGGCUUUGCAGACGUGUCGCCGAAUGCAUCUGCCCCGGGGAACCCCCUUCGAAGCUAUUACCUUGUCGCAGGGCUGGGCGUGGGUCAUUAUCGCGUGUGGAGAUUCGACGAACGACCGCUGGGGGCCGACCCUUCCUGGACGUACUUGCAUCAAUUCGGCGCAUCCAGCAACACAGCACUCCAUGCAUAUAUCUUCUCCGUGUCGGCCACAACCAUCGGGUUUGCGGGCGUGGGCAGCGACGGCAAUUUAAAACUCAUCACGUUCCCCACCAACCAACACUCGCAACAUACCGCCGAAUCCGUCCAAAAAGUGAUCCCCAACACCUCGGACAUUUCGUACAUCAAGGGCGACUUCGCGUACGGCUACGCCACCGCCGGUCGGUUUUACCGCCUCGCCCUCUCCAAUCCGACGCAGCACCGCGACUCGUUUGAUCUCGUGGUGGACGCGGCGCGCAAAAAUUCGCGCUCCAUCGGGUUUGUCGAACACAUUUGUGCCACGGAUGAUGGCGUGCACGUGGUAGCCAUCACAGACCAAGUCGUGUACUAUUGCAUGACCGACGGCGCGGCGUCCACGGGCAACUACGUCAUGCACAUGAUGGGGGCGUCGAUUCCGUCGCAGCUGGUGCCGCGGUACGGCGUCCCGUGCGCCAUCUACGUGCCCAACCACGUGGCAGUCCAGGAGCCCGUGCUGCUGCUCACGACCAACGCCGAAGAAGAGAGCGACGGGUUCUUCACAGUCGACCCCGUUCGGAAGCUGCAGCGGCAGAUGGCCCGCGGAAAGCCCGCGACCGGAUUGAACUGCUGGGUGUGCGGCAGCCACUCGUCGCUGCAUUGGGGCCUCAAGUCGGGUAAACCAAACCAGAGUGUGGGAACAACGACCAUCACUCCAAGCAAAGCCAAAGCGAAACCACCAGCUAAAGACAAGCCACAACCAGUGGCACAUGUUCACACUAAUUUAAGUCAACGCCACGCGGCAUCCCAGCGACCUGCGCCACAAGGAAUGACUGGUCCACCUCGAAGUGGUACGAAUACUAUCGAAAUCCAAGACCUGCAAGAGAACGUGUUGACGUUGGAGGCGGAAUUGGCUAAAGCCCAAACUCGAGUGACGCAAGUGAAAAACGAAGCGGACCGGCGGCUGCGGGCAGAGUUGCAGCUGCGACGGUCUUGGAAAAAGCAGCAAUUGGAGUUUGAAGCCCAACUGGCCACUGCAAACGCCAACGUGGACAACUUGACGAUUCAAAACGUUGCGAUAAUGGCGCAAUUCAAAGAAAUGGAGACGAAACUCGCCCACGACGCCGUGCGGCACGAACAGGAAGCAGGGGUACGGGUACAAUACGAUCAACUGUGUGGCCAAGUACGCGACAAGCUGAGCCGCGUAGACGACCACCAAAAGAUUUUGGAGCAAACGACCAAGUCGUUGCUCCAGCAACUCCAACGCAACUCGCAGUUGCUCAAGCACGACGGCGCCGAGACCAACGUGGAAACGGCCAAGUCCGAGUGCGUCAUCUGCCGCGAUCGACCCGCCAACACGGCCGUGUACCCGUGUGGACACUUGUGUUUUUGCCAAGAAGAUGGCGAAAAGUAUCAGAACCACCUGCGCCACCAAAAGCAGUGCCCCGUGUGUCAAGUGGAAAUGAUCUCGCUCUUGCGCAUCUACGCUCCUUAGUAGUAGUAGCUCCACUGUACUAGUAUAUGUAGCCUCGGUAGUAAAGAAAUACGCAUGUAUGAACCAAUG
This is a messenger RNA of Aphanomyces astaci, 2985 nucleotides long. RefSeq lists its product as hypothetical. Gene Ontology annotation, biological process: protein ubiquitination; ubiquitin-dependent protein catabolic process. Gene Ontology annotation, molecular function: ubiquitin protein ligase activity; protein binding. Bases 82 to 2916 code for a protein of 944 amino acids. The record is from RefSeq and is a predicted model, not a curated record. NCBI's taxonomy places the organism in Eukaryota, Oomycota, Saprolegniomycetes, Saprolegniales, Verrucalvaceae. The transcript has 13 exons.